AUGUAUUAACAAAACUAAGUUAUGUAUCAAUAAUAAUAACCUCCACCCCAAUAACAUCGUGAUUAUAAUAUUCCACCACCUGGUAAAUUAUUAAUUUGAUUUUAUUUGUUAGGUUAUAAAGCUCCUCGUUAUCCAAGAGAAGAGUUACCUGAAAAUUUAGAACAGAAUCUAGAUUUAGGUGGUUCAUAUUAAUCAUAUCUAUACAAUUGUGGAGAGUGUUGUGGAAAUUGUAAAGCUGUUUGUCCAUGUAAUCCUUUUGUUGAAUAUCCAUAUGUUUAAGUGGAACAAAGUUUUGUUGGAGUAUAUUUACGUUUUGGAAAAUACAUUAAGACAGGUAGAUAAGAAAUUUAUUAUAUAAGUUCAACCUGGAUUAAUUUACAUCAAUCCUUGUACUGAUACAAUUUAGAAAGUUGAUUGCAAAGUUUAAAUGAUUGACUGUCCUAGAUAAUAAGUGAUGACUAAAGACAAUAUUUUAGUGAGCAUUGAUGCAACUGUUUAUUAUAGAAUAGUGAUACCAAGACGAUCCAUAUUUUACAUCAAUGAUCUACAUUAAGCUGUAACUCAAUUAACAUUGGCUACUAUCAAAAGCAUAGCUGGAUCUCACACUCUACAAGACUUAUUAGAGAAAAGAGCUGAAGUUUAAUAACAAAUUGAAGGAUUUGUAGAUGAACAUGUUUGGGAAUGGGGAAUUGAUAUUGAGAACAUGUUAAUAAAAGAUAUUUAAUUGAAUGCUGAUUUAUAGAAUACUUUGUCCAUGGCAGCUAAGGAAUAGAGAGCAGCUUAAGCUAAAGUCAUUUCUGCUUAAGGUGAUGUUUAAUCAGCUAAACUUAUGAGAUAGGCAGCAGAACUCUUAGAUUCCAAAGCAGCCAUGUAAAUUAGAUAUCUAGACACCAUUACUACUUUGGGACAAUAAGGAUCCACUAAAGUAGUAUUGCUUCCAACCGAUUCUAAAUGA
Molecule: messenger RNA, 955 nt
Organism: Paramecium pentaurelia
Lineage: Eukaryota; Ciliophora; Oligohymenophorea; Peniculida; Parameciidae
Source: the annotation of a GenBank genome assembly